AUGCUCCAACUUUUAUCAAAAAAAUUCAAAGAUGACAUACUUUAUGACUAUCCAAAUAUUCCUUGUGCUUAUUGUUCGAUGCUUAUGCCAAAACUUUCAGUCAAAUGGUUAACAUAUGAUCCAGAAGAAUCAUAUAAAUUGACAGUGGCCUUUCCUGAAAUAUCCCUAUAUGUACGUCUGAACAAUAGAAACAUCACUCAGGUUGCUGUUUGCAAUGGAUGCAAAAAUCCAAGGACUCGUAGAUAUGCACCAUUGUUGAGAAAAAUCCCUGAUGAAAUCAAGAAUGUUCCUAUGGCUCAUCGAAGAUACCUCUCUCCAGUUCACAUGAAUUGUUCAUUGGGGCGUGCUUCUGGAUCAAACUCUUACACAAAUUAUAGGCACUUGGAAG
Messenger RNA from Entrophospora sp. SA101, 388 nucleotides. The record is from the annotation of a GenBank genome assembly. Lineage: Eukaryota; Fungi; Glomeromycota; Glomeromycetes; Entrophosporales; Entrophosporaceae.